AUGUCGGCGGCUAUGAGCGGUCUUCUGGAGGAGUGCGGCGUGCCCCCGGAGAAGCGGCAGAAACUCUCGGAUGGCAUGGAGGGGUUCAUGACCAAAUUGGUGGAUAACGCAAUCCAGCAGGCGGUCGACGCAUCUGAUACGCGUUGGGAUGCUAGGUGCGAGGAGCUGAUGAUCCGUUUCAUGGCGCAGGUGGACGCCAAGAUUGCUGAGUCAGAGAAGCGCACGGACGUCAAGUUCGAGGAACUCAUGCGUCGCCUCACGCUGGUGGAGGUGAAGGGGUACAUCACCGACUGGAGCAAGCGCAAUGAACUAGCGCUGACCCGGACGGAGAUGAAGAUGUGGGUGGAGUCUAUGGUCGCGCAGGUCGGGGAGGAGGUGAAGACGCUUAUCGAUGUUCAGGCCACGCUGAACUCCGGCUCCCGGGUCCUGUUCACUAGGGUCGACGUCUGUUUGGUGCAGGCUGCCGUGAGGGACGACGCCUGGAAGGUCAAAAAGGAGAUCGACAUGUUGAUCUCCAAGGGGGGGUGCAAAAUCCGGAGCCUCGACCCCUACGUCAUCGUGGAGCCCUCUCCCGAACGGCGUCCAUACCUUCAGGCAGGAGGACGUUUCCUAGGCUACCUGGAGAAGCACGGGGUGUCCAAGGUCAACGUGAAGGCAGAGUGGGGCCCACCGCUCCGCGUGUAUGACAUCCGCGGCGCACGACCGGCACAGCUGGCGCAAUUCGACACGCUGACAGGAUGGUCCUUGCAGCAGGCGGCGCUCGAAUCCCUCAUUCCGGACGUGCAGGUGGAGCAGGUCAUGGCUGACCUGCGCAAGUGA
This is a messenger RNA of Prorocentrum cordatum, 819 nucleotides long. NCBI's taxonomy places the organism in Eukaryota, Dinophyceae, Prorocentrales, Prorocentraceae. The record is from the annotation of a GenBank genome assembly.